AUGACGCCUGCAGCAGACACGUGCAAGAGACAGCUAGUUGACACCACUGGCGAUGAAGUUCCCAAGGUGGAAAAUGUGAAGAAAGUGAAGCAGCCUAAAAAGUACAAAAGAAAGUAUAAAGCUAAAGAUGUGGACCCCACAGCUCCCAUGGGCGUCUUACAAUAUGAAAUCAAGCAGAUUCUUGAAGAAAACAGCCUUUCCGAGGAACUGAUUGCAAACGACAUGAAGGAGUUGCUCAACGACAAAGAGGUGGAGCAAAUCUAUCACCGUACAGUGGAGAACGUCAAGGUGUUGAAACUCUCUUCAAAUGGUGAUGGACUUGGUUUGAUUCCACAUCCAGUGAAUCCAGACGGUAAGCAGGUUGUUAUCAUUCCAUUUGGUUUGCCAGGAGAUGUAGUGGAUAUUCGUGUUUUCAAAUCUCAUCCUCUCUAUGUUGAGUCAGACUUGCUCACAGUGAAGGAAGCUUCCAAGGACAGAGACGACUCACUCAUCAACUGUCGAUACUUUGGAAAGUGUUCGGGAUGCCAAUACCAGAACGUCGACUACGAUACACAGCUCGAAUUCAAGCGUCAGACCAUCAUCAACGCAUACAAGCAUUUUGCACCCAAAUUGACUUCUGGAAGCUUGCCAGAGGUUGACAAGACACAAUCGUCGCCAUUGCAUUAUAGCUACAGAACGAAACUCACGCCCCAUUUCAAUGUGCCUAAUAGGAUUCCUCAGGAUUACACGCGGCCUUCGCUAGGUUUUGGAUCUAAAGGCAGACCCACCUGGAGACAGACAGAUGGAGGUGACUACCUGAUUUUGGAUAUCGAGGAGUGUGCUAUCGGAACUCCCAUUGUGAUCCAAGGAAUGAAGAAUGAGCGUUCGAGAUUCGAAAAGGAAUUCACCAAGUAUAAGAGAGGUGCUACCAUUCUUUUACGUGAAAACACCAUAUUGCCAGAGGAGGAUGGAGAGUUUGAGGUUACUGGCGGGUCCACGGAUCCUGAGGGACAAAUAUCAAGGAUCGAAGUGGAGGCAAACGACACCAAGCUCUUGAAGACUUGUGUUACAGAGUCACGUACAGUUGUGACGGAAUUCGUAAACGGCUACACAUUCGAGUUCAGUGCUGGUGAAUUUUUCCAGAAUAACAACCUGAUCUUGCCUAUUGUCACAGAGUACGUCAAGAACAACUUACAAAUUCCUGGAUCCGGAGAGAAUGACGAGAACUUCCUCGUGGACGCAUACUGCGGUUCUGGACUCUUCUCCAUCACCUGUCUGAGUGGAGUCUCUCGAGUUAUCGGUGUGGAGGUUAGCGCAGAUAGUGUGAAGUUUGCAGAGAGAAAUGCUAAAACCAACAAGAUCCAGAAUGCAAAGUUCAUUGUGGGAAAAGCUGAGGAAAUCUUUAAGAACAUCGACACACCAGCUAGCCGCACGUCCGUCAUUUUGGAUCCUCCAAGAAAGGGCUGUGACGAUGUAUUCUUGAACCAACUUAGUGAGUAUCACCCUGCAAAGAUCGUUUACAUCAGUUGUAAUGUGCAUUCACAGGCCAGAGAUGUUGAAUGGUUUAUUCACAACACCAAGUUUGGUGGGGAUUACAAGGUGGAGAGCGUACGUGGGUUUGAUUUCUUUCCACAGACACAUCAUGUGGAAUCGGUUGCGGUGUUGAGUUUGAAGUGA
Sungouiella intermedia is the source of this 1656-nucleotide messenger RNA. NCBI's taxonomy places the organism in Eukaryota, Fungi, Ascomycota, Pichiomycetes, Serinales, Metschnikowiaceae. The record is from the annotation of a GenBank genome assembly.